Molecule: messenger RNA, 3505 nt
Organism: Salarias fasciatus (jewelled blenny)
Lineage: Eukaryota; Metazoa; Chordata; Actinopteri; Blenniiformes; Blenniidae
Product: protocadherin-8-like
Biological process (GO): homophilic cell-cell adhesion
Cellular component (GO): plasma membrane
Molecular function (GO): calcium ion binding
Source: RefSeq, a predicted model, not a curated record
AUGUUAGAGAACGAUGAUGGGAGAAACAGGUGGAACGGGCUGUGGGUGCUACUGUGCGUCUCUUUGACAAGCCUGGCUGCUGCCACUCAGGGGAAGACGGUGAAAUAUCAGACCUUUGAGGAAGACGCACCGGGAACAGUGAUUGGAAACUUAGCCAAGGACAUCUCCUCCACUCCCUUCACCGGGGGGCUCCAGGAACAAUUCAGGAUGAUGAAACAGUUCAACUCGUCUUUCAUCCGUCUGAGGGAGAGCGACGGGCAGCUGACCAUAGGGGAGAGGAUAGACAGGGAGCGGAUCUGUAAACACACCCUGCACUGCCUCAUCGCUUUCGACGUGGUCAGCUUCUAAGAGCAGUUUAAACUCAUCCACGUCGAGGUGGGCAAGGACAUCAACGACAACUCCCCAGAGUUCCCCCGGAAAGAGUCGAGUCUGGAGAUCUCCGAGGAACACGGCGGUGGGCACGCGGAUACCUCUGACUUCGCCGUGGAUGAGGAUGUUGGCGCAAACUACAUCCAAAGCUACCAGAUCUCCGUCAACAGCCACUUUUCUAUAGACGUGCUGAGCAGGGCCGACGGGGUUAAAUAUGCGGAGCUGGUACUUAUGAAGGAGUUGGACCGGGAGACGCAGGCUUCUUACGCGCUGGAGCUGGUCGCCAUGGAUGGCGGAAACCCGUCCCGCACGGGAACAACGCGCAUCAACAUCAAGGUGAAAGACUACAACGACAACAGCCCGGUGUUCGACCGGAACAGCUUUUCCGUGGACCUGCCCGAGGACGCGCCGGUGGGCUCGCUCCUGCUGGACCUCAACGCCGAGGACCCGGACGAGGGACUGAACGGUGAGGUGGUGUACGGGUUCGGUCCCCAGGUGCCCACGGAAAUCAGGCAGCUGUUCAGAGUGGACAGAAAAACCGGGAGGCUCACUUUGGAGAGCCCGAUCGACUUUGAAAGUAAGAACACGUACGAGUUUGACGUGCAGGCCACCGACCUGGGUCAACCGAGUCCGGCCAUCUGCAUCGUUGUGCAGGUGCAGGACGUGAACGACAACGCGCCGGAGAUUUCAAUCACUCCCAUGACUUCGAUCACGGCGGGAAUAGCGUACAUCACGGAGGCGGCGGCGCGGGAGAGCUUCGUGGCGCUGGUCAGCACCUCGGACAGAGACUCGGGCGCGAACGGACAGGUGCACUGCACGCUGUACGGACACGACCACUUCAGACUGCAGCAGGCGUACGAGGACAGCUUCAUGAUUGUGAGUACAAGUCCUCUAGACCGGGAGAAAAUCCCCGAGUAUAACCUGACGGUGGUGGCCGAGGAUCUGGGCUCGCCCCCCUUCAGAACCAUCACGCAGUACACCAUCCGGCUGACGGACGAGAACGACAACGCGCCGGUGUUCAGUAAGCCCGUGUACGAAGUGGCCGUGGUGGAGAACAACGCGCGAGCCUACAUCACCACGGUGGUGGCGCGGGACAUGGACAUGGGGUCAAACGGGAAGGUCAGCUAUAAACUCGCGGACACUUAUUUCAUGGGCUCCCCCAUCUCCACCUUUGUGUCCCUGGACCCGGCCAGCGGCUCGCUUUACGCGCUCCGGAGCUUCAACUACGAGGUGGUGAAGCAGCUGGACCUGCGCAUCACGGCCAGCGACGGCGGCUCCCCGCCUCUGUCCGGCAGCGCCAACGUUUACGUGAGGAUCGUGGACCAGAACGACAACGCGCCCUUCAUCACGCAGCCGGCUCUCAGCAACGGCUCCGCCGAGGUGCUGCUGCCCCGGGACGCGCCGGCCGGGUACAUCAUCACCCGGGUGGAGGCGCGGGACGCGGACGAGGGCGUCAACUCGGAGCUGUCCUUCGGGCUCGCCACCGGCGAACCGUCCGUGUUCUCCGUGAACAAAGCCACGGGGGAGAUCUACCUCAACCAGGUGCUGAGCCACGACGUGGACGAAACCCUGAGCGUGACCGUGACGGUGAGCGACGGCGGGCGGCCCGCGCUCACCUCCACCGCCGCGCUGCACUUCCUCAUCAUCGCGGGCUCCCCGCCGAGCGACAGGACCCUGUACCAGCCGGGGGGCGGGGACGAGGUGCACGCGCAGUGGGACCUGUCCGUGGUGAUCAUUGUCGUGCUCGCGGGCAGCUGCACCCUCCUGCUGCUCGCCAUCAUCCUCAUCGCCACCACCUGCAACCGGCGCAAGCGGGACAAGAGCGAUGAGGACAGCGACUCGUACGGGGAGAAGGGCACUGAGCGGGGGAGGACCCACGUGGCGGACAACCCGCUGCUGCCCCUGCACGGCGCCGCGGCCGAGGCGGGCUUUGACGGACACUCGUACGGCAGCCAGCCCGGCGGGUUCACCUCCGCUCACCCCGGGAGCAGCGACCUGUGCUCGGCCUCAGAGGACGGCAGCGAGGUGCCCUGCGUGUACGACUCCGACAACAACAGCAAGCCUCGAGGGGCCAAGCACGAGGGCUACUCCACUCUGCCCGGCUACGGGAACGGAAAGGAGGCCGUGAGGCCCAUCACCAUCUGGAAGGGCAACUCCUACACCACCAUCUCAGCCAGGGACCCUGCCUUCAGUGGCAAGGACAGUGGCAAGGGAGACAGCGACUUCAACGACAGUGACAGCGAUGUGAGUGGGGACACCGGCCUGAAGAAGGACGGGGCGGUCGUCCCUCCUCUGGCCAACCAAAACGGUCUGUGGGCUUGCCCCAGUGAGUGUAGUCUGGGUCACUCCGACCGCUGCUGGAGCCCCUCAGCAGUCCGAGCCAACGCGGCCCCCUCCUCCGGCCCCACCCUCACCUCCUUCAGCAGCCUCCCCAAAACCGCAUCUCUGCCCCGGGACCCCAACCGCAGGGACAAUUACUACCAGGCUCACAUCCCAAAAACCGUGGGGCUGCAGAGCGUGUACGAGAAGGUGCUGCACCGAGAGUACGACUACGUCCUGGUCACCCCGCCGCGGCCCGCCAGGGUGCAGGAAGUCAGCGACAUAACCAUCCCUGUGUACACCCCCACUCCCACACACCACCCAAACAAUGAUGUCUAGGACACACACACACACACACAGAAGCGCAUCCUCAAAGAAAUGUAUAUGUAUUCAGAUUCUUAAUUUAUGAUUCAUGGACAAUGAGAACAAUGUGACUAUUUCAAGUUAUUUGUUGUGGAGAGGAGUGCACAUAAGUUUAUAUUCUAAUGUUUGUGUAAGUUUUGUUUGAGUGUUAACAGCACAUUUGAGGUCCAUUCAAUCACUUUGGGACAUUCUGUGGACGUGAACUGUAUUAUAUGCUAGAUUUGUACAUACAGAGAUUUUAUUUUUUCUAAAAGUAAAGAUGUGUACAUACAAAUUGUAAAUAUGGAUCUUUAAAGCAUGCUUACUAUUUAAAAUGGCCCCAGAAAACUGCAGGAUGAGGGCUGGUGACCCACAAUGUAUCAAGUUGAUAACGAUGUAUGAAAUCAUCAGAAUGCAAUAAUAAUUAUUGUACAGGAUUUUUUCUAUUAUCACAAUAUUCAAAGAGAGAAUAAAC